Molecule: messenger RNA, 3749 nt
Organism: Miniopterus natalensis
Lineage: Eukaryota; Metazoa; Chordata; Mammalia; Chiroptera; Miniopteridae
Gene: C7
Product: complement C7
Biological process (GO): complement activation
Cellular component (GO): membrane attack complex
Molecular function (GO): protein binding
Source: RefSeq, a predicted model, not a curated record
GGGGCGCAGACUGCCCGCCGGGCUCCUCUGCUGGGGAUCGGCCCAGCGGCCAGCAGGACUGCCCUCCGCUCCCUGCCCGGCGUGUUCUCUCCAGCAUGGAGGCAAUAGGUUUCUUCAUCUUGGUGGGAUUUAUAGGACAGUUCCCGGCUUUUUCAAGCGCCUCCUCUCCAGUCGAUUGCCAGUGGGGUUCCUUCGGCCCUUGGUCAGAGUGUAAUGGUUGUACCAAGUCUCAGACCCGCAGGCGCUUGAUCGCCGUUCACGCGCAGUACGGCGGCCAGCCGUGCACAGGCGGGGCCUUCCAGACGCAGGCCUGCGAGCCUGCCCAGGGGUGCCCUGCGGAAGAGGGGUGCGGAGAGCGGUUCAGGUGUUUCUCAGGCCAGUGCAUCAGCAAGUCUCUGGUUUGCAACGGGGAUUCUGACUGUGACGAAGACGGCGCUGAUGAAGACAGAUGUGAGAAUGCAGAGAGUAGACUCUCCUGCGACCUCGAUAAACCUCCCCCCAACAUUGAACUUACUGGAAAUGGUUACAAUAUUCUCACCGGCCAGUCCCGGAGCAGAGUCAUCAACACGAAAAGCUUUGGUGGUCAGUGCAGAAAGGUGUUCAGUGGGGAUGGACGAGACUACUACAGGCUGAGCGGAAACGUCCUCUCGUACUCAUUUCAGGUGAAAAUAAAUAAUGAUUUUAAUUACGAAUUUUACAACAGUAGCUGGUCUUACGUAAAAGAAACAUCAACAGUGACUUCAUCAUCUACAAACAAACGCUCCUAUUUCGGAAUUUCAUCAUCAUCUUCUUCUUCAAAACGUGAUUAUUCAAAUUUCAAGGAAAAUCAGAAGAAAAAGAGCUACCAGCUGCUGGUGAUACAGAACACCGUGGAGGUGGCCCAGUUCAUCAACAACAACGCGGAAUUCUUGCAACUGGCCGAGCCCUUCUGGAGGGAGCUCUCCUACCUGCCCCCUCUAUACGACUACAGCGCCUACCGAAGGCUGAUCGACAAGUAUGGGACGCACUUUCUGCAGUCCGGGUCCUUGGGAGGAGAGUACAAAGUUCUCUUUUAUGUGGACACAGAGAAAAUGAAACAAAGAGGCCUUAGCUCAGAAAGUAUGAAGGAAUGUAGUUCCAAAAAUGUCAACUUUGUGUUUGUUACACAAUCUUCAAGCAAAUGCAAGGAGCUAGAGGACGCCUUAAAAUCGGCUACAGCGACCCACAGCAGCAUGCUGCGAGGGCUCCCGUUUGUGCGGGGCGGCCGUGCGGGCCUGGCGUCCGGCCUGAGCUUCCUGGAGCUGGAUAACCCCGCCGGCAACCAGAAGCGCUAUUCCUCCUGGGCCGGGUCUGUCACCCAGCUUCCCGACGUCAUCAAGCAAAAACUGACACCUUUGUAUGAGCUGGUGAAGGAGGUGCCCUGUGCCUCGGUCAAGAGACUCUACCUGAGACGGGCUCUAGAGGAAUACCUGGACGAGUCUGACCCCUGCCAUUGCCGGCCUUGUCGGAACGGUGGCCUGGCCACCGUGGAGGGGACCGAGUGUCAGUGCCAUUGCAAACCGUACACAUUUGGUGCGGCCUGUGAGCAGGGAGUCCUCGUAGGGGAUGAAGCAGGAAAGGUUGAUGGAGGCUGGAACUGCUGGUCCUCUUGGAGCCCCUGUGUUGCAGGGAAGAAAACAAGGCAUCGGGAAUGCAACAACCCCCCUCCCAGUGGGGGUGGGGCGGCCUGCAUCGGAGAAACGUCGGAGAGCAGGCCCUGCGGAGAGGGAGACGAGGAGCUGGAGCACCUUCGAUUGCUCGAACCCCAUUGCUUUCCUUUGCCUUCAGGUCCGAGGGACUUCUGUCCACCACCGCCUGCCUUGGACCAUGGAUUUGUUCAAGAUGAAGGCACCAGGUUUCCUGUGGGGAAAAACAUAGUCUAUACCUGCAGGGAAGGAUACUCCCUGGUCGGAGACCCUGUUGCCAGAUGCGGAGAUGAUUUACAGUGGCUCGUUGGGGAAAUGCAUUGUCAGAAAAUUGCCUGUGUUCUGCCUACACUGAUGGAUGGUGUACAGAGUCAUCCCCAGAAACCUUUCUACACAGUGGGAGACAAGGUGACCUUCUCCUGCUCGGGUGGCAUGUCCUUAGAAGGUCCUUCGACAUUUCUCUGUGGAUCCAGCCUUAAAUGGAGUCCUGAGAUAAAAGACGCCCAUUGUGUGCAGAAAGAUGCCCCUGUGACUCAGGCAGUGCCUAAGUGUCGGCCCUGGGAGAAGGUGAAGAAUUCGAGAUGUGUUUGCAAAUUGCCCUACGAAUGUCGGUCCUCCUUGGAUGUAUGUGCUCGGGACGAGAAAAGCCGCAGGAUACUGCCCCUGACCGUUUGCAAGGUGCACGCUCUCCGCUGCCAGGGCAAACACUUCACUCUUACGGGCACGGCCAGCUGUGUCCUGCCGGCCCCCGCCCGGAGAGCCUGUGGCGCGUGUCCCCCGUGGGGCAAAUGUGACGCCGAGGGCAGCACAUGUGUCUGCAGAGAAGCAUCGGAGUGCGAGGAGGGAGGGAUCAGCAUCUGCGUGGCCGUGAACGGCGAGGAGCGGACGAUGACGGAGUGCGAGGCUGGCGCCCUGAGGUGCGGAGGGCAGAGCAUCUCCGUCACCAGCAUAAGCCCCUGCGAGCAGGGAACCCAGUAGGCUCCUGGUUGCCGCGGGCUUGCUCGGGAUCAGCAGUCGCCGUGGCUGGACUGAAACAGCCAUGUAACUGAGCACUCCAGCCAAGGUCUCCAGGGGGAGGCACAUUCCUUCUCCUUCCCCAGGGCCCACAUCCCCCCUUGACCCCCAGCCACCUGCAGAAGCCAAGCCGGAAUCAGAUACUCUAGCUCUUCUUUGUUAAAACAUCAGUAGGGGUGAAGAACAUUCUUGAACCUCUGCAUGAGUUAACUGUGUGUUCUUGGAAAAAUUGCUAACUUCUCUGGACCUUGGCUUUUUAAUCAACUCUCUGGACCUUGACUUUUUAAUCAGAAAAUUAGAGGGAUACACUAGAGAAAUGCAAAUGCUCCCUUCAGCCCUAUGACUCCUCCAAGUCUGAUUGACCCCACCCAGGGGCCCAAACACUGCAAAUUGAUUAGGAAACAGGAAGGUCCAAGAGGUACCCCCACCCUACAAUGAAACAAAAUACAAAGGGGACCUUGGAUGGAAAAGGAUUCCUUCCGAUGCAGCGAUUCUUUCCCAAGAAGGAUACUCAUGUCACCCUAUUGACUCCUGUAGGGGCCCCUGAUCUUGUCAGCAGAUGGAAACCCAAUGGUCAGAGCUGAACCCAUCAUGCUCUAGUCACGGCACCUUCUGCCCUUUUGUCUGAGAACAUACCCCUUUCAGUCUUCGUUCGGGAGCUUUUUUAGUGUGUGUCAAACACGAUACCUGCAGCCUGCCCCCGCCCCCCCCGCCUCGCCCCUUUUCUUUGGUGGGAAGUGUCAGUUCAUCCUGAGCUACGGCGUGAUUGCACACUAGAGAGAACAGCUUUCUCUGAUGAGGGUGCACGCCGAGAUUUUUUGGGGGCUGUAGAGGCAGAUCAAGUUGAAGCACUGGCAUUCAAUUUAUUCCAUAAUCAUUCUUCAUCCAAACAAAACAGAAAGAAAACGGCUGUGGGAGAUGAAACGAGUGGGCUUACACAGAACUUAAAAUGUGCUUUUAUAUACAAAUAAUGCCUCUGUAUUUUUCUGAUUCUGAUAAAUGCAUUUUGACAAAGCUUUAGUUAAAAUGACAAUGAUUAAAAUACUCAUUAAAGAUACUAUCCUUUGGAAA